UCACAGACAAACCAUUCUAAGCGAGGCCCGUUCUCUCCAUCGGCUCGGUCCGAUCCCAGCGCACGCGCGGGCGAGAAGUUGAGCAUGUACGCGCCGCGCGAGUCCUCAGAGCAACCAACAACGACGCGAAGAGUAUAGUAGAAAAAUAUGUAUAUCAUGCCAAUUUAAUUUCUGCUUCACAUAGCAUUUGUCAGUGCACAGCCGUCCGUGUUGUAGAAUAGAUGCUUCGGGUCCUAGCAUUGUAUUUCCGAACCGUGCGCGUGCUUUGCUCUCCUCAUUACGUGGUGACUGGGACUGGGGACGGAAUUGAUACGGUGCGUCACGAUCGAUUGGCGGUGCCCUGCUUCGACCAUCAGAGACCACCGGCCGCACUUGCGCAUUCCCAGGAACUCGUGAAUUGAGAAUAGAAGGGAGGUGUCUUACCCACAGUUCCAAGAGAAGGUGGUUGAGUGACCUUGUGUGGCUGAAAAGGGGUAGAGUGAGAGUGCAGACUGUGAAGAUCUUGAACUAGUUACCGCCUCGAAGUAGGACUUAGUCAACCGGAAAAUAUUUGCUCAAACAGAAAUUAAUGAGACUUGUGAAGCUUCGUUGGGUGGUUUUGCGGAGAAGAAAGCGCAUAGAAGGUCACGUAUAUUGAUUUUGCCUAUUUGGGUCCGCUACCGGAAGCACCGUUUUGCAAAACAAAGUGAACCAAUAAUUGUCCACAAUGGACCAAUUUACGCAACUGAACGCCGAACAAGAGACCGCCGCCGGUAAACAAUAUGGUUUAUGCUUAAGCUCCUCUGGAAUGCAGCAUUGAGUGAAAGUACUUCAGCAAAGGACGAUGAUUGUGCACUAGGACCUCAGUAACGAAACGACCCACUACAGGACUCUAGGUGUAACGUUAGGCUACUUGGUAAUGUUUCUUUUCGAUACUUCGUGCCAGAGGGAAGUAUAAGAAGAAGAAACGGAAAAGUAAACUCCAGUGCUGCGGAAAACAUCGAGAGCCCGCCGGAAGGAAACAUGCAGUGAUUCGAUUGCAAAAGGCAAAAUAGCUUGUGCUGACGGUCAUCAUCGAGUGCGAAGGCGUGCUUCAGAGAGCGAGCUGUGGAGCAGAAACACGGAGUUCGAAGGCGAAAAUUAUUCAUUUUGUGGCUGACGUAAACAAAUUCACUGCACAUUCCAGUAGGAUGGAACAAAUUGUAAAUUUGUUUGUUUGCUUCCUGAUGAUUGGAGACCGGCAAGACGACAACCGGGACGGUGUGGAGAGGCGACACCACGCGCGACAGGAGAGGAGGACUUUUGGAUAGGACAGUGGAGUGAACGGUUGAAUAUUUCGGGUGUGAGAAUUAUAACAAAAUUUGUGAGUGAAAUAAUACGAAAUAAAUAUCAGAAAUUAGAUCCCAACAACUGGCGACGAGCGGGAGCAACUGUGAAAGAUUUCAACAAUUGACAGUGUCUACAGCUAUCCUACACCAAGUGAUAUUCUAUCAGGGAAAGAGUUCCUAUCGAUUCUAAUGGAUUCGGAUUCUCGAAGCAGUAGAAAUAAUAACUACGCUAGCCGAAGUACAGACGUUCAGCGAACUACAGUGGCAGCUCAUCCAUAUCGAGGGUCACGCAAGUUUAGUCAGUUUUACUACGGACGUGCCGAAGAGGAGGAGAGCAUUCUACCGAUUGAAGCGCUAUUCAGUUCUCAUGAAGACACGCCUCGUAGCGGGGCACGAUCAUAUGACUUUAGGAGUAGGACUCGAUCGCGGAGUGGGAAGGCAACACCCAGAACAACGACCACAACGGAAGCCAUCGAAGGAAUGGAAAACUUGGAAGUAGCUGCAAGUGAGAUCAGUCUAAGUUCCAUUGGUACGACGGAAAAUGAAAUGGUGGACAGCACAAUGUCAACUAUAGAGCUUUCUAUGGGAACUGAUACUGCAAGCAGCGCCACAAUUACAAGUACUGUGCCAACUACUGUCCUCGCUAGUCAUCAAACCGAAGAGCCUCCGAAGAACAAUCAAGCCUUCCAAAUGAAUGAGGAAGAUCGUUCGGUACAUUCGAACUCCUUUCGAAGUGAGUUCAUGAUCGAAGAAAGUGGUCCAUCAGUAGGGCUGGACCAAACCGAGCCUGAACGAGUGGAGUCGAGUAAUAUCCAUCGAGUUAUGACGACGUUGGACUCCGAGCAGAUCCAUAUGCAACCAACCCGUGGACGGAUGCAUAGAAAACAGGACCCACUUGCAUCUCGUCAGACGGUUAUUUACCACGACAAGAAAACUGAGAGUGAUCAACCUCGUUCCGUUUCUUACAGCUAUAUUGGUGAAACAGCACCAACGCUCAAAACUUGGAAAGAUAUCGACGAAGAAUAUCUCUCAAAUGGAAAAGCAUCCUCUAAUACAACGGAAGCACCGUUAAAACCGAUGGUUAAUGAACCAUUAUACCCCGGUUCUCCCAUGAUUUGGUCUGAACCCGAGAAAAACUAUAGUGAACCGGCUAAAGUAUGGUCGGAACCUGCAAAAAUCUAUUCAGAACCAGCAAAAUUUUACUCCGAGCCAUCCAGAAUCUAUUCUGAACCAGCAAAAAUAUACUCUGAACCAGCUAAGAUCUACUCUAAACCUUCUAGUUUUUGGCAAACGGCUUAUGAUAAUCCUCCUUCCAGAGCGUCUCCUGCCCCGGUGCAAACAACGACAGAGCCUCCUACCAGCCCGAAGCGAAUCGUAUUCAACGACCUGGACAAGAUUCCAUACGACGAACUCAACGCACCGGCAGAUGCGGAAGAACGCAGCUCUAUUCACAACGCGAUAGGAAAGUUCAUACCCAAACAGGUACACGAGCCUCCAAAGAAGAAUCUCAACAAACCUACUCCUGAUCCCACGGAGGUUAUAGAUCCGUACGUCGAAAAGCAAGGAGCCGGCAAUGGGAGCACUCCGAACGUAGUGCAGACCCUGGCGCCCGUAUCUGGAUCAACGGAUGACUCUAAAGUGGGUUACGUAGUGGAAGGGCGAAACUAUCGCAAAUACCGCGUCGAGGAGAAAACAUCCGAUGGCUUCAUUGUCGGAGAGUACGGAGUCCUCAGCCACAACGACGGAAACCUUCGAGGGGUACGCUAUACCGCGGACUCCGACAUAAACCCACGCCUAAUAUAUGAUGCGCUAGUAAAGUUUCUCUCGCUUUGAAGGGUGAUUCACAUGGUAUGAAGGUAACUGUUGCCAAAUAAAGUCAGCUCUCUUCCAAAUGGAUGGAAAUCAAGAGCAUUAGUUGAGUGCGGACCCCAAAGGGGGAGAGUAAAGAUAAUCUAAGUCGAUGCCAUACAAACACAUUUCUGCAACAACGUAUUUGUAAGAUUUAGGAACGUAGUCAUAGGAAUACAACACGAAACUUUCUCUAAAUUUAGCUAGAUUUAACACAUAGCAAUUGGAUCGCGUCAAACGAAAAGUGUAAUUGAAUGUGAUAGUAGACUAUUAAUUUAUUAGAUAGAAAUCGUAAACAUAAUGCUAAUCCAUGAAAACAGCACGUCCACUGCUCAAAUCACCAUGGUAUAUCACUCUCUUGGAACCUAUUCUUGCCAUAUUGUGAGUCGCACUGAAUGUUAGAUAAUAUUAUCAGUAAGAUAAUAUGCAAAACCGAAAAGCAGUUGUACAUUCUUGUAUUGAAGACCGGUAAAAUAAUAAACAGUUUCAUUGCAGUAGAAGCUCAACAACAUGUCUUUCAUUUGCCUUUUUUCUUUGUUUCAAAUCUUAAACAGACAAAUCCCCAAAACGCCGAAAAAUCGUAGCUUGAUCCACUAAAUCCGUUCAAUGUGUUUUUAUCCCACAUCUCAGAACAUAUCACCGGCUGCGCGUGGGAGUUAAUGUUUCACUUAUUGAGCUGUACUUAUUCAGCAUACCUUUGUCAUGAAUCAAAAUGAUUGCGAUCCUCGCUUGCUCCUACUACUGAGCUGAGGCGGGUUCUUUUUAACGGGGAUUUGAUACAAUUAUUAUGAUCAACCAUUUUGACGUUCCUCAACCCCUUUGGCUCCUUCUUUGGCACAGUCAGUGCUCAAGGCGUGACUCAACGGGCGAAUUUUGUGAAUUAUGAUUGGUAAUAAAUCAUACUGCUGUCUGUCUGUUUGGCUUCCCCCAUUUGGGUGCGGGUGGAGGAAUAUUUACAAAACCUGACGGAACCGCUAUCAAGUAUUGUGAUGGAUGAAUGAAGUUGUUUUGAACGAAAUAAUGGUAUAACGGUAACGAUUGGAAUAUGGGGUUUUGACUUCAUUGGGUAUGUAGUGUAGAGGAAAAUAAGAAACAGUUAGCUAUCAACAUAGUUACAGUAUUUGCCUGCAUAUAGUUCCAGAAUAAGACCGACCCAUUACUGUUAUGCAUGUAGUAUUAUGUAGUAUUGUCAUGUAGGGGUAAGAGGGAGGGCCCAUACAAACAAUCGCGAUCAUAUAUUCAAAACCUGGCUGCUGUUUGGCACGGGCGUAGGAUGAUCUUCUCGAACACCUUCCCGUCCGUGUCGAUCAAACAAGCAUACUGUCGGCAUACUGACAGAUCUCCGGGUGGUUUCCCCGCCGUUGGCAAUUAGAACAGGCUCUGUCACUUCCAUAGCAAACCUCUCUGUCAUAGCAUAGCAAACCUCAACAUCUCGGGGGCCUUACUCACUACUUACUGACUUUCAAUCCUGAGCAGCCAAGGUGGUGCAGAGGGCCAAAAUGAAGACUUCCAUACUGGAUGAUUGCCCGUCAUCGCCUUCACCUGUACCCAGGUAAAAUUUAUGUCGAUUAGCUUUAUUUCGCUGUUGAGGCUGCGCCACCAUGAGCCUCUGGGCCUGCCUCUGCUGUGAUGUCCUACCUAUUGGGUUCCAAUCUAAAGCUUGCUUGCAGAUUUCGUUUCCGUCCCUGCGCAGAGUGUGGCCGACCCACCACCACUUUCGUUCCCGAAUAUAUGUAGCUAUCGGCGCCAUCGGCCAUCGCACCUACCAGAAUCUCAUCGAUAACGAUGAGGAACAGUAGCAGUUACAGUACACUUCCUUGC
Molecule: messenger RNA, 4976 nt
Organism: Aedes albopictus (Asian tiger mosquito)
Lineage: Eukaryota; Metazoa; Arthropoda; Insecta; Diptera; Culicidae
Exons: 3
Coding region: 1497-3140 (547 amino acids)
Source: RefSeq, a predicted model, not a curated record